UUCAAGUUGGAAAGUCAGCUGUUGUGUUAAAAUCGGCGAAUUUGUUGUUGAAAAAUACCUGUUAAUAAUAAAAGUAGUAAAUUUAUUAACAUUUAUAUAAAUCAGAUCUUAUCAAUCGCUUCAAAAAUGUGGCCAAUAAUAAUGCAGUUCCUUAGAACAAACGCUCCAUACUUCACAUUACCAGUAGCGGCUGUGGUCGGUGUCAUAGGAUACAACUUGGAAAGUUUAUUAUCAGACAGAUAUACACCAUAUAACAAACCAGUACAAGACCAAAGAGUAGAACGGCUAAUAGAUGAAGAGGUGCUAAGCGACCCUACCAAUGUCCAGAAACUAAGAUAUAAAGAAAAUGUACUCGGGAGAAACGUGUCACCGUCUCUAGAAAACAAAUAAAUUGGUCUAGUCAGUAUGAAUACUAUAUUUAAAAUUAAUGUUGAUUAUAAUUAUUAUGUAGGUGUUUUGAGUUGGGUAUUUUAUUUAAAUUUUGAUAAUUGUUGUCUUAGUUGGAGAAUUAUGUCAAAUGUUUAUAAUUACACUACAAACAUAAGGCCUAUUGUGCAAAUGAAACUGCAUAGUUUAAUUAUCUCCGUACAGCCUAUAGACCUUACGAUUUUACUGUCGAAUUUAUGUGUCGUCUUGUUCAGUUAAAACUGUAGUUUAAGGUAGGUUUUUUAAUUUUUCCUACCCUGCCAUCAUUUCAAUUGUAGCUUCAUAUUGAUUAUUAUCACAAGGUGUAUCGCGGGCAUAAGACUACAUCUCGUAAGGUCGGGCCGUAUAGCAUGUUUUGUGCUUCUAUCGUUUUGAGUCCGAACUCUCAGAAACAAGCAAUUUAUAAGUACUUAUAAUUUUUAAAUUAAAUAAAAUACGCCGCUCAUUAUUUUAGUCUGUAAUUAGGUAAUGUACUUUUAAAAACAUAUCCAUUAUUUUGGUUCCAUUGCAUUGUGAAAUAAGGCUAUAACUUAUACGAAAUAAUCUAAAAAGAAAUGUUGAUAUAAAAUUUUAUUGUUAAUAUUUAAUACCAUUUUUAUUGCAAUAUGAAGUUUGACUUCAGUCCAUUAAUUAAAUUAUUCAUUUAAUGUGUUUGUAAAUUGAACAAAUGUAAUCUAGAAAGCUGUAUAUAAUUGUUUUACAC
Spodoptera litura is the source of this 1129-nucleotide messenger RNA. RefSeq names its product small integral membrane protein 12-A. The record is from RefSeq and is a predicted model, not a curated record. Lineage: Eukaryota; Metazoa; Arthropoda; Insecta; Lepidoptera; Noctuidae.